UCGUCCACUCAGCAGUCUCACUGUACGACAAGGAAAUCCGUCAGGAUCAGAGGUGUCAGUAUGAGGAUGCUCUUAGGGUUCCUCCUGUGCACCAUGGUGCAUCUGCUGAACUUUGGGACCUGCACUGCAGUGAGAUCAGAGUUGAGGAUCACAACCAUUAAGCAAGACCCGUACACCAUGUCCAAAGGCUCCCAGCUGGAGGGCUACUGCAUGGACCUGCUGUCGGAGCUCUCCAAGAAGCUCGGCUUCAAAUACAGCGUUCACCUGGUGAAGGACAACAACUACGGGCGUCAGGAUGACAAUGGCGACUGGAACGGCAUGAUAGGAGAGGUGGUGAGAGGGGAAGCUGACCUGGCUAUUGCUCCCCUGACCCUGACCGCGGCGAGGGAGAAGGCUGUGGCCAUGACCAAGCCAUUCAUGCAGACAGGAAUCAGCAUUCUGCUGAAGAAGGACAUCGUGGAGGAAGCCGGCUUCUUUGACUUCCUGAGUCCCUUCUCAGCAGAGACCUGGGGGGGCAUUCUCCUGGCCUACCUGGGAACCUCUGCCUGCAUCUUCAUUGUAGCCAGACUGAGCCCAUGUGAAUGGAGCCAGCCCCAGACAGAGGAGAACAGCUUCACCCUGCUGCACAGCCUGUGGUACACUGCUGGAGCCCUCACCUUACAAGGUGCCGGGCCCCACCCUAAGGCUCUGUCCGGACGGGUCAUCUGCUGCACCUGGUGGAUGUUUGCUCUCGUGCUCCUGGCCUGCUACUUCUCCAACCUGAGCUCCUCCCAGUCCUCUGACUCCACUUCCCUGUCGGUGAAAGGGUUUGAGGACUUGGCCAACCAGGAAGCGAUUGAGUUCGGGACCCUGGCUGGUUCCUCGACGCUAGCUUUCUUCAAGAACUCAAACAAUCCAGCCUAUCGCAGGAUCUACGAGCACAUGGAGAGAAGCAAGAGUUUUGUCUCGUCCAUGGACGAGGGUGUCCGGCGAGCCAGGGAGGGCAACUAUGCCUUUAUUGGGGAGUCUGUCUCCCUUGACCUGGCGGUGGCCCGCCACUGUGACCUUGUGCGAGCCCACGAGGUCAUCGGGAUGAGGGGCUACAGCAUCGCAGCCACAAUAGGCUCUCCCUUACUAAAGAACCUGAGUGUGGCCAUCCUGCAGCUGAGUGAGGCUGGGGAGUUGGCCUACCUGCGCAGCAAGUGGUGGGCCAGCAGCUGCGUGACCGACACGGCCAAAGCCUCGGCCCUGCAUCCCCACAGCCUCAAGGGGAUGUUCCUGAUUCUGGGCCUGGGCCUGGGGCUGGGGGUCCUGCUGGCUCUCCUGGAGCUCACCUCCAAGACCCGGAGCAGUGCUGGGGAGCAGAGGAAGUCCUGCUGUACUGUUUUGUCUGAUGAACUGAGUCAGCGUCUGAGGAGCAGCAAUGUGAACAGGACCCUGGAGGACAAGGCUUGAGAGGCCACACUCACCACACUCACCACACUCACCUCCAUAUAAACAUACUAACAUGACACAUGCACUUGGAUGUUUUCCUAUUCAGUAUAGAUAGACCUGGGGGUUGAUCGUGCAGGUGUACAACUGGAGCAAGUCUAUGAUAAUACUCAAAUUCUGAAUUAUACUGAUCUUUCAAAAUACAUCCUUACUGGGAUUUCACCUUUUAAAGUAUUGCUGACCUCCUUUGAGGGAUGGACAUUAAGAGUUUAUUCAUCGGGUUGUGGCUGCAAAAUAGUGCUCUUGUAUUUCACUGUAGGGAUGCUGUAAUUUGUUUAGAGCUAACCAAGUGAAAAUGACAUGAGUCUUGCAACUGAAAAUACGUCAAAAAGAAUUUAAUGGUUUUGUCGCUGAGAUGAUGAAUCCCUAACCUACUAAAUAUUAUGUUUUUGUCAAUUAACAAAACUACAGUUUGUUCAAAGGAAAACAUGUAGAAGAGCAUUUGAAUGAGAACCAUGUGAAUCGUUACUGAUACAAUUUUCAUUGCUGAAUUAGAUGCGAGUUAAAUACAAAAAAUGUAAUAUAACAGAGUACUAGUUUUGGUGUUGGGUAUUCG
Messenger RNA from Osmerus eperlanus (European smelt), 2026 nucleotides. It is a transcript of the gene grik6, whose product is annotated as glutamate receptor U1. The record is from RefSeq and is a predicted model, not a curated record. Bases 61 to 1434 code for a protein of 457 amino acids. NCBI's taxonomy places the organism in Eukaryota, Metazoa, Chordata, Actinopteri, Osmeriformes, Osmeridae. Gene Ontology annotation, molecular function: transmitter-gated monoatomic ion channel activity involved in regulation of postsynaptic membrane potential; kainate selective glutamate receptor activity. Gene Ontology annotation, cellular component: kainate selective glutamate receptor complex; postsynaptic density membrane; plasma membrane. Gene Ontology annotation, biological process: monoatomic ion transport; modulation of chemical synaptic transmission; synaptic transmission, glutamatergic. The transcript has 10 exons.